This is a messenger RNA of Closterium sp. Yama58-4, 4635 nucleotides long. NCBI's taxonomy places the organism in Eukaryota, Viridiplantae, Streptophyta, Zygnematophyceae, Desmidiales, Closteriaceae. The record is from the annotation of a GenBank genome assembly.
AUGCAUCUACCGAAGACCACAGGUGGCUUCGCGCUUCCGCACUCUCCUCCUCGCCAUUCGCGCCGCGCGUUGCUCCGCCAUCGGCGGCAGCGAUGCAUGGUCCUGCUGGUGGUCGCGUGUGUGCUCGUCGUCAUGCUGCUCUUCGUCUCCCUCCACCUGCCGUCUGUAGAUUCACUCCUGCCACGUGGCAAGCAGGCUACUCCUUCGCCCGCGGCCCCUCAAUUUACGCAGAAAUCCAACAGCGUCGCAAACAACGGCUCACAGCCAUCCAUCCGCGUGGCCCUCGCCACUCUCCGCGCCGAUCCGACGUGGCAGCAGCUGCUGGAUCCCGACUCCGCGGUGCGCCAGCUCAGCGACCAGAUCAGCCUGGGGAAGGCGUAUCUGGCACGCGCGCGCGAUGCGGGGGAGAGGGAGUUCGGCGACGAGAUGGAGCGGGGCGUGCGAGCCGCAGAGGCGUUCCUCGCUCGCUCCAUUGCUAUUACGAGCCAAGCAGUGUACAAGCAAGAGGCGCGGGCACACAUAGCGAACAUGAGCGCGCUCAUUCUUCAGGCCAAGGAGAUGCACUAUGACAUAGCGGCGGCAAUGGCAGCGCUCAAGGAGAAAGUGGCCAAGGCAGAAGAGAAGGCAUCCAAGGCAUCAGCGCAGUCCACUCUCGCCUCUCAGGUGGUAUCAGAGUCGAUGCCCAAGCCCAUGACGUGUCUCUACAUGCGGUUGGCCAGGGAGUGGGCUCUGCAGCACUCCUCUGCUGCACACGGAGGAAUGGACGCCGACACACACCCCUUCCAAAUACACCACAGCCUGCCCCCAGGCACAGCCAACAACUCCCGCCUGGUCGACACGUCGCUGCAGCACCUGUGUAUCUUCAGCGAUAAUGUGCUGGCCGUGUCUGCUGCUCUCAACUCCACCGUGCUCUCAUCUCACGACCCCUCGCGCCUGGUCUUCCACAUUGUCACCGACGCCACCUCCUUCCCAGCCUUUGUGGUGUGGUUCUCCCGCCACCCGCCUGGCUCGGCAUCGCUGGAGGUGCGGCGGGUGGAGGGCGAGAGCGGGUGGCUGAACGCGUCCUUUGCGCCCGUGCUCAGGCAGAUGCAGGACGCCCAUGCCAAGAGCUUCUAUUUCUCCGCUGCUGCUGCUGGCGAGGCAAGCGACCCCAUCAAGUUCCGCAAUCCCAAGUACAUGUCGCUGCUCAACCACCUGCGCUUCUACCUGCCCCUCCUCUUCCCCGCACUGCACCGCAUCCUCUUCCUCGACGACGAUGUCAUCGUGCAGAGGGACCUCUCUGCUCUUUAUUCCCUUGACAUGAACGGUGCCGUGAACGGUGCAGUGGAGACGUGCAAGGGGUCCUUCCACCGCUUCCACCGCUACCUCAACUUCUCUGACACUCGGCUGAGAGGACGCUUUGACCCCGAGGGCUGUGCGUGGGCAUAUGGCAUGAACGUGUUCGACCUGGAUGGGUGGCGGCAGGCCAAUGUGACUGCCAUGUAUCACUACUGGCAGGAGCAGAAUGUUGACCAUUCAUUGUGGAAGCUGGGAACGCUUCCGCCAGGCUUGCUGGCCUUCAACGGGCUCACACAUCCCAUCGACCCAUCGUGGCAUGUCCUUGGGCUUGGCUACAAUCCCCAUUUGGACACGACAACUAUUUCGAAGGCAGCGGUUAUACACUGGAAUGGAGAUAUGGCGGGAAGCCAUCCAAUGCCGGCGGACGAGGAGGAAUUUCACGACGCCAUCCACGCAAACGCCAUGCUCAAUGCGGCAGAGGAUUUCAAGCCGUCCGAUUACAGCAACAUCAUCCGACGGUAUUCGCACCUCGGGGCCACGCACCCGAGUAACCCGCUCGCUGUCGCCAAAGCCGGCGAAGAGGAUAAAUCCGCCGGGGGGAAGACGCGCCGGUCGCAGUCCACGGGCGGAGGCGUGAAGAAGGGCAAGGGGUCAUCUGUGGCAUCGACGCUCGGGCGCGCGGCGGCGCGCGUCGGAAGGACGCUGGGCGCGAAGGGCGGGUCGCUGGCCAAGUCCAAGUCUGCCGUGGCGCCCAUUCAGUCCGACGACGAGUCAUCCAAGGUCUCCGAGCAGCCGUCGAUUCCCAUCGUCCUGCAACCCUUCAUGGGAUCGUACGGUUCAGAGAAGCAGUCAGAGGUGACGAAGCAGCUCCAGGAGGAGAAUCGACGGCUGCGGGAGAGGAUCGCGAUGCUGGAGGCUAUUCACGCCGAGGAGGCGGAGGAGGGCGACGACUUGGCGCGCCAUCGCGUGCGAAUGCUCAAGUCGUCAAACCUGCAGCUCGAACACCAGCUGCUUGCCUCCGAAUCCGCUUCACUGACCGCCAAGGCAAUUCGCAACGAGCUGCUGAGCGCAAUGGACCAUCUUCACCGCACCGUCGGCGCGCUGCACGUACGCGCGGGGGAGGACGAGGCGGAAGGGGGUGAGCAGGCGGAAGGGGAGAAGGCGGAAGCGGAAUGCGCGGUUGGCGCGGGCGCGGCUGAGAUGGGGAAUUCGCAGGCGGGAACGCUGGACCAGUCGCUGUUGCCAGCUGCCGCGAUCUCAUUGGACGACGCGCAGCAUGCCGCGGCGCAGGAGGAGAAGGGGAGCGCAGGCGCAGCGGCAGCCGCGGUGGCGAAGGGGGUGAGCAAAGUCGGCGCGGCGCAGCAGCCGCUGACGCGGCGAAACUCGUUCGGGGGCCGCGGCUCCGCCGCCCUCGCUUCCGCCGCCCGCCCCAGCACCCCCACCGGCCGCGGCACCUCGUCGUUCGCUAGCGGCUCGCCACGUGCCACGACCCCGCGCGCCACGUCCUCCGCCGGAAAGGGGAGCGCGUCGCCCACGGUGGGCGCACGGCGCGGUGGCCCGGCGGUGGGCGCGGCGGGGAGCGCGGGGAAGGGGAAGACCGGUGGCGGAAGCUUUAAUGCGCGCGGGUGGGGAGUCGGCCCGGGGAAGCGGAACGGCGCAAACAAUAAAACUGCGGACAAGAAGACCGCCGCAUCCGGCGCCGUGAAUGACGGAGACGGCGGCAUGGAUUUGACCUCUACGGGGAGCCGCAGCGCGAGCCUGAAAGACGGGCCGCUGGUGCUCGACCCCUCUAUAGUCACAUCGUCUGCUGUCUCCACCCCUAUGGGCACGCCGCGCGCGGGGAGCACUCCCGCGGGGAGCCCGUUCGGCGCGCCGCCGGCCGCGGCAGCCACUCCGGCGCCGACGCUUGGCAGCCUGCUGGCCGCGUCGGGCCAGGUGGCGAUCGCGAAGGAGAAACUCGAGGAGCUCGCGAUGUGGAGCAAAGAAGCGCGCGAAAAGGUUCUGAUGCUGCUGCCCGCUCCCGGCGGAAAGAUUGGCGAGCUGCCCAAGGCGGAGGACGCGGAAGCAGCGGGGGAAGCGGGCGGAGCGGAGAAGACGAGCAUGAAGGCGAUGGGCGCGCCGGAGCUGCCGUGCGCGGGGAAUCGAUUCAUGGCGACCAACGAGGACGGCGAUCCCGUCGCGGGGAUCGCGGCGAACCUCUGCCGCUCCAUCGAAGGGUCCGCGCCGCUGCUGGAGUAUGCGCGCGUGCACGAGCUGGAGGGGCGGCUGGCAGACCUCCACCCGCGCCUGCUGGCGCUCUCGUCGCUCCUCGAUCAUGUCGUCUUCCCCAGCCUCCCCGCCGAGACGUCCAGCGCAGUGCUUCAGGAGAUCCGCGUCGCCAUUGCUGACGUGUACGACACCACGCGCGCGCUCUCCGAGCUGGCGGCGCUCGUGCCAGCUGGCGCGCAGCUAUUCGGCGUGGGGACCGGGGAGAGCCUGAUGGUGGCUGCAGCAGCAGCCAGGGCGGAGGAGGGAGGAGGAGGAGGGGGGGAGGGAGAGAUGAUGGAGGCAUCACACGUGAAGCAGAUAGCAAGCGCAGCCAAGGACGCGCUGCAGGCUGUGCUGGGCGACGCACAUGAGAUCGUUUCUGCUGCCGCCACCUCCAUCCAAAAGCGGCGAUUGCAGAUUCUGCUGGCCGUGACCGACUUCGAGAGCGAGCCCACACCCGAGAUGAUGCAGCAGCUCGCAGCCAAGGUCAAGGAGGAGGCAGGCACGCUGAGGCGCUUUGCGGAGUUGCUGCCGCAGGCCUUCUCAGCGGAGGCCAAGGUGGCGGAGGUGUUUGACCCGCUGGAGCGCGAGUUCAAGGAGCGCAUGCAGCUGUCAGGGCAUCAAAACGAUGCUGUCUUCGCAUCGCAUCGCGUCGCCCACACUCGGUUCGUCCCUUACCUUCCCCCUCCCCUCUCCCCUCCCCCCGUUUCCAGUGGCCAGGCGAAACAGCUUCGUGCCAACAUGGCGGAAAAAGCUCCACCCGUCGGAGCGCCUCCGGCUCAAGGCUACCCACCACCACCUGGUGGCUAUCCACCACCUCCUCAGGGAUACCCGCCACCUCCUCAAGGUUACCCGCCUCAGGGUUAUCCCCCUCCGGGUUAUCCUCCCCAGGGAUACCCUCCUCCUCCUCAGGGAUACCCCCCUCCUCCGCAGGGAUAUCCCCCUCCUCCUCAGGGAUAUCCUCCGCAAGGGUAUCCUCCGCAUGGACAUCCCCCUCCCCCACAACAUCAGACAGUCAUUGUGCAGAAGAGAGAUGGCGAUGGUGCUGAUUGCUGCGCUGCUCUGAUGGCUUGCCUUUGCUGUUGUUGCAUGAUGGACAUGCUGUUUUAG